CAGGCCGUCUGCUCCCCACCGGCUUCAUCCGCUACGGCUACGGCGGGGCGAGCCGGAACUUUUAUCCAUAGGAACGGGUUUACAGUGUAGAGUGUUGCCGGCCGGCCUCAAGGAGAUUAGAGUGCCAUCCUCUUCCUCUCACCGUAGCCGCCGCGGAGCGGUGCCGAGCCGAUCAGAUCCAGGAGCGCAGUUACCGGGCGGGCUGGGUCUAUGGUCGCUCCGCGGGCCGCUCCGCCGGCUGGUGCUUUUUUUUCAGGGCAAGCUGUGUUCCAUGGCAGGGAACUUUUGGCAGAGCUCCCAUUAUUUGCAAUGGAUUUUGGAUAAACAAGAUCUGUUGAAGGAACGCCAGAAGGACUUAAAGUUUCUCUCAGAAGAAGAGUAUUGGAAAUUACAAAUAUUUUUUACAAAUGUUAUUCAAGCAUUAGGUGAACAUCUUAAAUUAAGACAACAAGUUAUUGCCACUGCUACAGUCUAUUUCAAGAGAUUCUAUGCCAGGUAUUCUCUGAAAAGUAUAGAUCCUGUAUUAAUGGCUCCUACAUGUGUGUUUUUGGCAUCCAAAGUAGAGGAAUUUGGAGUAGUCUCAAAUACAAGAUUGAUUUCUGCUGCUACUUCUGUAUUAAAAACUAGAUUUUCAUAUGCCUUUCCAAAGGAAUUCCCUUAUAGGAUGAACCAUAUAUUAGAAUGUGAAUUCUAUCUUUUAGAACUAAUGGAUUGUUGCUUGAUAGUGUAUCAUCCUUAUAGACCUUUGCUCCAGUAUGUGCAGGACAUGGGCCAAGAAGACAUGUUGCUUCCCCUUGCAUGGAGGAUAGUGAAUGAUACCUACAGAACGGAUCUUUGCCUACUGUAUCCUCCUUUCAUGAUAGCUUUAGCUUGUCUACAUGUAGCCUGUGUUGUACAGCAGAAAGAUGCCAGACAGUGGUUUGCUGAACUUUCUGUGGAUAUGGAGAAGAUUUUGGAAAUAAUCAGGGUUAUUUUGAAACUGUAUGAGCAGUGGAAGAAUUUUGAUGAGAGAAAAGAGAUGGCAACUAUUCUUAGUAAGAUGCCGAAACCAAAACCUCCUCCAAACAGUGAAGGAGAGCAGGGUCCAAAUGGAAGUCAGAACUCUAGCUACAGCCAAUCUUAAAACAUUCCGAAGAAUUCCGUAGUGGACCAGUUGGAAAUAAACCAUUGGACAGAUUUCAGUUAUGUCUUCAAUGGAACACAAAUGAAAAUGAAUAGCUUGUUUCUGUCAAGCAUAUUGGGAAGUGAUUUUAUUUUUGCAAAAUAAGUUUUACCUUACCUGAUUUGAUUCUAGUACAUAAUUGAUUGAAAUCUCUUGAUUAUAAAAGUUUGGAAAGGUUCUAAGGGGACCUACAGACAGACAUACAUAGACAUUUCAAAAUUAAUAACUUUCGAUUAGUAUAAUUUUUCUUCAUUUGGAUAAUAGAAAUUAUAGCUUUUUAUUAAGCCAGGAAACAUGAAGCAUAAUUUGUCUAAAAUUUUCUUUGGUCAUUGAAGGACCAAAAAAAAGACAUAAAAAGUCAAAUAUAUGAGGGUUUUUUUCCCUCCUUAAGUUAAACUUUAAAACUGUAUUUAAGGAAUCAAAUCUUACAAAAUCCUGGAAGAUUUUGGUAACGAUAUUGAUAAUUUCAGGGAAAUUAAUCAAGUACCUAUUGAUUUAAAAGUGUAUUUUAUUCGUAGUUUUAGUAUCUUGCCAUGGAAGAUACUAGCCCAGCCUAGCAGAAAAGUGCAAUAUGUAUAGCAUACUUUGACAUUUUAAAAGUUAUAUUAAUUCCAUAACCAUUUUGAAAUGCUGGGCAAACUUAAAAAAAAAAAAAUCCUACAUGACCUUAUUUGCAUUUGAUUCACAGUUAAUCAGGCAUUUUGAAAGUUAAUUGGAUAAAACACCAUGAUAUGGUUGAAAUUUGGCAACAUUUUAAUGUUAAUUUUUACUCUACUGUGAAAGGUUUUUAUAUGACAUACACUCCCUAGUUUAUUUUUGUGUCUUAGUGUGGAUUUACAAAUUUACUACAGGUAUCCUGAGCCAGGAACACAAUCAGGUUUCAGGCCAGUUUGAUACUGGCCAUUCUUAAUUCUCAUGAGUGUAGGACUUGGACAAAUUGUUAUGUCAGUGGGACUGUGCUGUCUGUGGAACUUAAUCAUUUUCUUCAGAUUUGAAGGAGAGUGAUGAAAUUUGAAGUCAUAGGAGAUUGAUGUACAAUUUAAGGAUUAAGUUUUUUUAUAAAUCAAUUGUGAACAAUGGAUUAUUAAAUUAAGUGUUGACUUCCUAGUAUGAAACUUCAAGAAUAAAAGUAAUGUUCUCCA
Messenger RNA from Neofelis nebulosa (Clouded leopard), 2304 nucleotides. It is a transcript of the gene CCNC, whose product is annotated as cyclin C. The transcript is spliced from 12 exons. NCBI's taxonomy places the organism in Eukaryota, Metazoa, Chordata, Mammalia, Carnivora, Felidae. Gene Ontology annotation, biological process: positive regulation of transcription by RNA polymerase II. The record is from RefSeq and is a predicted model, not a curated record. Gene Ontology annotation, cellular component: mediator complex; nucleus. Gene Ontology annotation, molecular function: cyclin-dependent protein serine/threonine kinase regulator activity. Bases 272 to 1123 code for a protein of 283 amino acids.